GCCUUGCAACCACACACCACUCGCUUUCAGAGGCCGACGGCCACCACAUGCGCGCCUAGACGACACUCCAAACCACUGAGCCUUCAUGCCGUCCACCAGUCGCCUCUCCUCGAUGCAUCUCCCGCGCGUGUAAUAGGCACUUGCAUGCAUGCAUGUAGGCCAGAAACAUCACAACAUGGAAGUCGAUCCUCCCACGGCACAGCUGCCGCCACCCGCGCGCCUGACCGUCAACCUCGGUCGCGCUCCUCGAAGGAACCUCUCCGUCAAGAGCCAGCGGGCACCCAAGACCGGCAUCCGCGACACAAAACGAAACCGCUCCCCGCCACGCCCGACGACAAAAGACACAUUCAAACUACCCACCACGAAAACACAUCUAUCACCAGUCACCACAAUCAAGCCCCUGCUCCCUGCUGCCGAACGGCACAAGCCGGGGCUUUCUGCCGCCAUUGGCAAGAAAGAUGGUGACGGGGAAAAGAACAGCAUCGUACCCGACGGAGGAUCUGCAGGCCGGGAGGGUCGCAAGUUCACCGUCGCCAACGUUGGGAACAAUGGCCGCAUCUUCUUGCGGCCGACUAUCCGACCAGCAAACCAGAGAUAUCCGCAGCCAAACUUUGUGUUCCCCAUGUCACCACCGCGCACGGCAGGGUUGGAACCGGCGGCCAUGUCUAAGAAUCUGAAGGAUGAGAAGAGUGCAGUCGAGGGCAGUCAGCUGACCACCUUCUCGGAGACCCCGUCGCCGGGAGUGCCUUUGCGCAAGGCAUAUUUUGAACACCGGUCAUCCGUGCGACCAAUGCAUCGACGGGCUAUGUCUGAUUCCACAAUUCAGGAAUCGAGUGUGGCUCACGAGGGCGACACUGGGGCCUUCAAGGUGAUCAUUUCGAAGCCGCAAGAAGACCUCAAGGCGAAAACUGCAGAAGAUGUCGAUAGCAACGGCUUCCUGCAGGUCUCGAUCCCUUCUUGGAAGCUGGGGACUCCACGCUUCAGUACGCGGGGCACGCCGUUCAUUCGUGGCUCUUCAUACGCUCCCACCGAAGAAUAUCGGCUCAGCAGCAAUUCCUUCUAUCGACGAACCCCGUUAGAUCGCAAUUCUCUAUAUCCUGACUCCAUAGCGCCCGGCAUGGUAUCUCCCUCGGAAUCCAACGCCCAAUUCCAAUCCUCGACCCUCUUGAGCCCCUUCUCGGCAUCAAUACAACAGCCUCGUCUGCCUGCACCAUCCCGCACAACUUUUAUCCCUUCAAGUAUAGAGAUCAGGCCAUCGAUGUUUGACGCACUCACUUUCCGGCCGUCCUGCAACGACCGCUCAAUCGUGCGAUUAUCCCCGACUAGCGGCGCAGUGACUGCAGCCACGCCAGCACGCCUGGUGGCUGAGAUAACAUCGCCUACCUUUUUGGACUACGAGCUCAUUUCAGACUUCUUCCUGUCGUUUCGUUCGUUCCUUGAGCCGUCAGUCUUGCUGCAGAUGUUGGUCGCACGUUUUCGAUGGGCAUUAGCAAGGGAGGACGAGGUUGGCACCGUGGUAAGGGUGCGCACUUUUGUUGCAAUCCGCCAUUGGCUACUCAACUACUUCAUCGACGAUUUCGUUGUAGACUACCAGCUCCGACUGUCCUUCUGUCUUUUGAUCAACAACUUUGUCGAGGAUCUUAUCGAAGAUGGCCACCUCAACCGGCCCCAGAUGAAAAUCGUCACUGAACUAAAGAAGUGCUGGAGGCGUAUUUGUGCACAGUACUGGGACGGCCCCGAAUUCGACGCUAUGCAAGAACCCGAAGCUCUUAUCACACCCGGUGGGAUCGCUGGACAUCGGGAUCCGAAACUGGACCCGACAUUUUGGGACUCGAAUGACGACGACAAGGCUCCCCAAUUGCAGGAGCUUGAGCUUUCGGAUGAAGCAAAGGGUCCCAGCACGAGCUUCUACACGGACGUUGCCAGAGCUGGGCACAUGGACUCGAUUGUUCUGGAAGGCCGAAGACCAGGUACCCCCGAGCACCGGCCAACAGAUCGUCUACAGCGCUUAGAGACAUCGCCAACGAGCGUGGCAAGCCUUGACGUCAUGUCAUGUUCUUUCCCUGCGCGGGCCAUCAAGACUGCACCAGACCAGUCUGGGGCAGCUCAUGCGCUUGGCGCACACCCUGUCGACCCGAGCUCUGUUUACACAUCGCCAGACCCGGUCGCCUCUACCCCACGGGCUCUGACUGGGAAACGAGUCCGGCCACAACAGCCUCACCGGCGCAACGUGAGCCAGAGCGACUCUCUGCACGAGCACGGAACCAGAGGAGAGAGGGUCAUGCACAAGAAUUCCGAAUUCGUUAUCGCUAUGCCAUAUGCUGGCAGCCUCGUCCGGGGAAAUCUCCUUCCUCCCGGGCAAGCCUUUGUGGACAUGGGCCCGCCAAGCACCAUUCGUGACAGCCGUCAGACUAUUUUGCAAGCGUCGUUGCAUGGUGCGCUGAAGGAGAAGCCGACAGGUUCCGCGAUGUCCAGCCAGGGAAUGCGGCGGCUCAUGGGCAGUGUUCGCAGAGUUUUGAGAGCACGAGGGUCAAACACCACUCCUGGGCCUUCCGACUUCAUUCUGCUCAACUCGAAUGGCUCUCACGGGGUCACGACAAACAGGAUUCCAGGAACGGCCGUGAUUCCUCGCUCAUACGAUCGAGUCACUGGUCUGCAACAUCCUCUACGCGUAGAUCUACUGGGUGCGACAGUAGCGGACCACUUCAAGGAGGCCGUCAAGGAGGAGAACUCGACACUUUCCCGUGACUCUCAAGGUGCGGCUCGGACUUCGCAGGGUGGGCCAGGGGCGAUGAAAUACUCUCCGGUCGCCAUGGAAGACUCUCACGGCAUGGAUUUUCGACCCUUCAGCGAUGGUGGCAUCACGACGGGCAGCAAAUCUAUCGUCAUUGUCGAUGGCACCAUGGCACUGGACUUCUCUGCCAUGGCAGGCGCUCUGCCAGGGACUGUGCCAGGCUUCAACAAUUCCGUUGAUGGUUUUACGGAUGGCCAUAUGGCUGCCAGUGAAUUAAACCUGACGCCACCAACGACACCACCGGGCAAUGGCGCAAGAGGCAAUACCCCUCGCCGGUCCUCGUUCAUUCUGAGCCAGCAUGUGCAUCAGCCCUCAUUGGACACCAAUCCGCUGCCCCCUUUCAUACCCGAUCUCGCGACUUUGGAUCAGCGGGCGGCCUCGGGUGUUUUGACAGAAGCUGGACCCCUGGCGACUGCGGCGCAGAGUCCUCAAUCGCAGCAGCCUAGGCCCGCGACUUCAAGCAACCGGCAGUCUACCAGAAAGCCGCCGUCAAGCUUCGUCAGGCAUCACAGACGGCAGAUGUCCAGUAGAAGCUAUCGCUCGAGGGGUUCCUUGGCCCAUCGACGUUUCGCAUCGAUCCAGAGUGCAAUCGGAGCUGCGUCAGUCAGAAGUUUCGAUGCCACAACCAUUUCAGGAGCCUCAAUCAUCUCUGAAGUCAUGCCGCCCCCCCUCCGAGUUCUGCGCAGGCGUCCUGGCGGCGAUCUCCGCGGGGUUGCCCAUGUUACCGACCUUGACGGGCCAGCCUUACAUAGAUCUCAUUCGGACGGGUCCCUCACGACUUAUUCUGAGUCUUGUCGCAGUCCCAGCCUGCAGCUUCAACGGCGAAACUCGAGCGGAUUCGUCGACAUUGUGAGCGGCGAUUACUCACACUACCGCAGCGAGGUGUUCUCGCUCGGAGCCAUGGCUGACCAAGGCCCCAAGAACCGCAAUACCCAUUUCAGCACGCAUUCGUCCAAGCCCAUCAUGCGUCCCUCGUUUGAGGCUGAAGCCCAGAAGCUGGCGCAGAUUCCUGACGACAUUGAUGACGAUGGUGGUGUAGAGUCAGCCCUUCUCAAACUCGAAGGCAGAUACGAGAAGAAGCCGCCACGGCUGUCAAUCGACCAUACUGCCGGCUCCUUGGCAGCUCAGCCUGAUGGGCUUGCGAAUGAGGAUGCCGACAAGGAACAGCACCGCCACCAGCAUGUUGGCGAAGAGACUGUCGGCAUGGUCGACGCGACUGGUGGGCCCACAGCACAGUCGAGUCUACUGGUUCCCGGCAGGAGCGGCAUCGUAUCAUUUCUGUCUGAAGCGUCGAAGGACUCUUACAACUCCAUCCCCCUGCUUGAACGCGACUCCACUCCGGAAGGCCGCCGCAUUCACGAGUCGCGAGAGUGGACAAACAAGUCUAUCCUGAUGCCAGACACACCGCAGGACGAGCACCCGGAUACCUUUGAAUCGUUGCCAGCACCAGUAGCUGGGCAGCCAAGUCGUCGUAAUCGCAACGAUGCCGAAACCAAGGAGGUUCAUUCCUUCCUCGAUUGCGACACGGAUGGCGCUUCAGACAUUUCCUCGGAAUUGUCCACUGAGGAGUUUCUUGAAAGGGAUGAUGAACGGGAGCUCAAGCCCAGCACUAUGCAAUCCUCCCUCAGCGAAAACAGCCCGACAACGGACGGACAUGCCGUGGAGACAUCUACUACCAAUCUUGUCGACCUUCCAUCACCACCAAUCAGCCUCCGUGAAGCACUAGCCUUGGACCCUGAAGCGGCUUUGGUGCCUGCUCUUCAAGACCACCAGAUCUGGAGCCAGAAACAGGGUACCGCAUCUGCCAACAAUGUCUCAGACUUGGCCAUGUACCACAAUUCGCUCGAGCGAGGCCAGCUCGGUGUUGGUGAUGGCCCACACGAUACGAUGGCCUUUAAUGCGGCCUCCGCACAGAGAUUCUCCAUACAUCUGCCGUUCAUCCUGGCGUUCGACUCGGAGAUUCUGGCCCAGCAAUUCACGCUCAUUGAGAAGGAUGCCCUCAAUGAGAUUGACUGGCGGGAGCUUAUCGACAUGCGCUGGAAGAAUGACAACACCGACCCUCGAUCAUGGGUUGAGUUCUUGCGCAAUCCCGACACCCACGGCGUUGAGGUCGUCAUUGCUCGCUUCAACAUUAUGGUGAAGUGGGUCAUUUCCGAGAUUGUGCUGACCCAAGAUGUCAACGAGCGAUCUCGGUGCAUCCAGAAAUAUUUGCACAUUGCGUCUCAUUGUCGCAAAUACCGCAACUUCGCCACCAUGAGCCAGAUUGCGAUUGCACUCACCUCGAAUGAGAUCGCCAGGCUGGCUCGAACUUGGAGCAUGGUCCCGCAGGCUGACCUCAGGACUAUGGCCGAGCUCGAAAUGCUUGUCUCGCCUACGAAGAACUUCUACAAUCUCCGUGCGGAAAUGGAGGGAGGUGGCAACACUCCCGAACUUGGCUGCAUUCCAUUCGUCGGCAUCUACACACACGAUCUGCUCUUCAAUGCUCAGCGUCCAUCCGAAGUGGCCAGCUCGCCGUUAACCCCGCCACUUGUUAACUUCGAGAGAUGUCGCAUCGCUGCAUCGAUUGUCAAGACAUUGCUUCGACUACUGGAGGCGAGCACGCAGUAUUACUUUCAGCCUGUCGAAGGCAUUAUCGAGCGUUGCCUCUGGAUGAGUGCACUGAGCGACGAGCAGAUCCGGAAAAACUCGGAGCUCCUGGAGUAAUCGCAAGGGGUGUAUGCGGCAUGGCUCUCACCAGAUUGCCAUCAACAUUCCCGCCUUCACAACCUUUCGAAUAAUUGUAUCAGUAUGCGUGUCAACUUGCGAUCAUCAUUUCAUCUUCCGCCAGCGACAUUAGCAUUACUCCGGCCUUCCACUCAGAAGGCUUCUUAGAAAUUCACACGCACAGCGAGCAUAGCAUGACACCCCCUUUAUUCUAUGCCUUCU
This is a messenger RNA of Microdochium trichocladiopsis, 5719 nucleotides long. RefSeq lists its product as uncharacterized. Gene Ontology annotation, molecular function: guanyl-nucleotide exchange factor activity. Gene Ontology annotation, biological process: Ras protein signal transduction; positive regulation of GTPase activity. NCBI's taxonomy places the organism in Eukaryota, Fungi, Ascomycota, Sordariomycetes, Xylariales, Microdochiaceae. The coding region runs from base 149 to 5497 and encodes 1782 amino acids. Gene Ontology annotation, cellular component: plasma membrane. The record is from RefSeq and is a predicted model, not a curated record. The transcript is spliced from 2 exons.